AUGGCGCCGCUCAAAAUAUCCAUCCGCGGGGUAGACGUGGUAGUCACAGCCCAGCCGCUCAAAGGCGACGCCUUUGCGCCCUUUGGCGAGGUUAUUCAGAACCCCAGGCCAGGCCUUCACCCCUCCAAUUUCGCCGGGGCCGGACCGCUGCCCUUGGCCGCUGUGUCGGCAAAUCAAGGGUCUGCCAUCAAGUAUCAGCAUAUCACCCGCAUGGUGAACAAGUACGAUCAGGCCCCGAGCGGCCAGCCUGGCGUCGCCGUCAUGAACAUGUUCGUGUGCGGGGCGAGAAAGCUGGGGAUGCACCAGAGCAGAUCUCACAGAAUCACCCCGUCCUCCCGUGUCUUCAAGGUGGAUAUCCUCGAACGCCAUCCCUAUACCACACAGACUUUUGCUCCGCUCAGCACAUCCGGCCCUGUCAACCCGCUGGAUGAGCACGGGUAUCUCGUUAUUGUGGCCCCUGGCCUCGAGUCUUCGGAUUCAUCUGCCAGCCAGAGUCCCGGCCAUUCACAGGCCACAGCGCCUACAAACCGCGGGAUCCACUACAACAGCCAGGCCCAGAGCCAGCCCGAUCUGCAGCGGCUCAAGGCUUUUAUUGCAACGACCGACCAGGCCGUCACCUAUGGUGCCGGCAUAUGGCAUGCGCCCAUGGUUGCGCUCGGGCCCGAAGGAUCAACGGUCGACUACGUGGUCACCCAAUUCGCUAAUGGAGUUGGGAUCGAGGAUUGUGAGGAGGUUGUCAUGGAAUCCUCAGAGAACAAUGGGCACGUCUUAGUUGAGCUUCCCGAGCCGUCAAGCUCAAAAGCUUCCCGGCUAUAA
Molecule: messenger RNA, 816 nt
Organism: Diaporthe amygdali
Lineage: Eukaryota; Fungi; Ascomycota; Sordariomycetes; Diaporthales; Diaporthaceae
Product: ureidoglycolate hydrolase
Exons: 1
Coding region: 1-816 (271 amino acids)
Biological process (GO): allantoin catabolic process
Molecular function (GO): ureidoglycolate hydrolase activity; ureidoglycolate lyase activity
Source: RefSeq, a predicted model, not a curated record